Messenger RNA from Aspergillus costaricaensis CBS 115574, 1147 nucleotides. Its product is annotated as beta-D-arabinoxylan arabinofuranohydrolase. The transcript has a single exon. NCBI's taxonomy places the organism in Eukaryota, Fungi, Ascomycota, Eurotiomycetes, Eurotiales, Aspergillaceae. The coding region runs from base 60 to 1058 and encodes 332 amino acids. The record is from RefSeq and is a predicted model, not a curated record. Gene Ontology annotation, biological process: L-arabinose metabolic process. Gene Ontology annotation, molecular function: alpha-L-arabinofuranosidase activity.
CAACGACUUCAGCCAUUGAUCUCUUUUGUUUCUUUCCCUGCGGAUAAACCCAUUCGAAGAUGAAGUUCUUCAAUGCCAAAGGCAGCUUGCUGUCAUCAGGCAUCUACCUCAUUGCAUUAACCCCCUUUGUCAACGCCAAAUGUGCUCUUCCGUCGUCCUAUAGUUGGAGUUCAACCGAUGCUCUCGCAACUCCAAAGUCAGGAUGGACCGCACUGAAGGACUUUACUGAUGUUGUCUCGGACGGCAAACACAUUGUCUAUGCGUCCACUACCGAUGAAGCGGGAAACUAUGGCUCGAUGACCUUUGGCGCCUUCUCAGAGUGGUCGAACAUGGCAUCCGCUAGCCAGACAGCCACCCCCUUCAAUGCCGUGGCUCCUACCCUGUUCUACUUCAAGCCGAAAAGUAUCUGGGUUCUGGCCUACCAAUGGGGCUCCAGCACAUUCACCUACCGCACCUCCCAAGAUCCCACCAAUGUCAAUGGCUGGUCGUCGGAGCAGGCGCUUUUCACCGGCAAAAUCAGCGACUCAAGCACCAAUGCCAUUGACCAGACGGUGAUUGGCGAUGAUACGAAUAUGUAUCUCUUCUUCGCCGGCGACAACGGCAAGAUCUACCGAUCCAGCAUGUCCAUCAAUGACUUCCCCGGAAGCUUCGGCAGCCAGUACGAGGUGAUCCUGAGUGGCGCCCGCAACGAUCUAUUCGAGGCGGUCCAAGUAUACACCGUCGACGGCGGUGAGGGCGACAGCAAGUACCUCAUGAUCGUCGAGGCGAUCGGGUCCACCGGACAUCGUUAUUUCCGCUCCUUCACGGCCAGCAGUCUCGGUGGAGAAUGGACAGCCCAGGCGGCAAGUGAGGAUAAACCCUUCGCAGGCAAAGCCAACAGUGGCGCCACCUGGACCGAAGACAUUAGCCAUGGUGACUUGGUUCGCAACAACCCUGAUCAAACCAUGACUGUCGAUCCUUGCAACCUCCAGUUGCUCUAUCAGGGCCAUGACCCCAACAGCAGUGGCGACUACAACCUCUUGCCAUGGAAGCCGGGCGUCCUUACCUUGAAGCAGUGAAGGGCUUAUCAUUAGUUGCAGAUUGUGCUUUUCUUUUUUUCCAAGUAUGUUUAGUGCGCAAGACAGCAGAAUGUGGUCAUCAUCUUAGG